Scomber scombrus (Atlantic mackerel) is the source of this 1506-nucleotide messenger RNA. It is a transcript of the gene kcnv1, whose product is annotated as potassium voltage-gated channel modifier subfamily V member 1. The coding region runs from base 13 to 1506 and encodes 497 amino acids. Gene Ontology annotation, cellular component: membrane; voltage-gated potassium channel complex. Lineage: Eukaryota; Metazoa; Chordata; Actinopteri; Scombriformes; Scombridae. The record is from RefSeq and is a predicted model, not a curated record. The transcript is spliced from 3 exons. Gene Ontology annotation, molecular function: voltage-gated potassium channel activity; protein binding. Gene Ontology annotation, biological process: protein homooligomerization; potassium ion transmembrane transport.
CCUCCUCCCGCCAUGAGCGCCUCCUCCAGCUCGGUGGUGGAGGCGGAGCUCUACAGCGUCAGCGCCUCUCCGCUGUCUCUGGACUCCAGCGUCUUCUUCUGUGACGCGACGUCGUCCUGCGUCAAAGACUCGCUCGACUUCUUCAUCAUCAACGUCGGCGGCAGUCGCUACGUUUUGUCCCAGGAGCUGCUGGCGUCACAUCCGGAGACCCGGCUGGGGAAACUGGCCUGCAGCAGCCGCGACUCGGCGCUGGAGCUCUGUGACGACGCAGACUUCCUGGAGAACGAGUUCUUCUUCGACCGCAAUUCACAGACCUUCCAGUAUGUGAUGAACUUCUAUCGGACGGGUCACCUGCACGUCAGAGAGGAGCUGUGUGAGAUCUCCUUCUUGCAGGAGAUUGAGUACUGGGGCAUCGACGAGGUUCGUAUCAGCCCCUGCUGCCGUGAACGUUACUACCGCCACAAGGAGCAGAAGGAAACCCUCGACGUGCAGCGAGAGUCCGAAGCCGAUGACACUGAUGAAGACUUUGUUGGCGCCGCUUGCCCGGCUUUCCGCCAGCGCCUGUGGGACCUUCUGGAGAAACCUGAAUCAUCGCGCGCCGCUCGCACUUUUGGCUCGCUCUCGAUCUUCUUCGUCGUGGUGUCGGUUAUCAACAUGGUGCUCAUCUCGCUGGACUUGGAGGACGUUGAAGUGAGCGGUUUCGGUGCAGCUCUGUUGUUUGACGCCCUGGAGUACGUGUGCGUGGUUUGGUUCACGGGCGAGCUGGCGGUUCGGUUUCUCUGCGUGAGGGAUAAAUGCCGCUUCAGCAGGAGCAUCCCUAACGUGAUCGACCUGCUGGCCAUCCUGCCGUUCUACGUGACGCUGACGGUCGAGAGCCUUCACGGAGGAACCACCGAACUGGAGAACAUGGGCCGCGUGGUGCAGGUCCUCCGACUCCUCAGGUCGCUCCGCAUGCUGAAGCUGGGACGACACUCGACAGGCCUCAAGUCUCUGGGUAUGACCAUCGCUCAGUGCUACCAGGAAGUCGGCCUCCUGCUCCUCUUCCUCGGCGUCGGCAUCUCCAUCUUCGCCACCAUGGUGUUCGCUCUGGAGCACGACUUCCCCGGCACCACUUUCACCAGCGUGCCGGCCUCCUGGUGGUGGGCGACUACCUCCAUGACCACAGUGGGCUACGGUGACAUCCGGCCCGACACGGCCGUGGGGAAGAUGCUGGCCUUCCUCUGCAUCCUGUCGGGGAUCCUGAUCCUGGCGCUCCCCAUUGCCAUCAUCAACGACCGCUUCUCCGCCUGCUACUUCACCCUGAAGAUGAAGGAGGCGGCGAUCCGGCACGGCGAGAUGCUAAAGAGGCUGGCUCGAGGUUCGAUGGUGGAGGCGACAGAGGGUGGUGCUGGGGGAGGCGUGAACCUGAGGGACGCUUACGCCAGGAGCAUGUUGGAGAUGGUGAGGCUGCAGGGACGCGAGAGGGCGAGCACACGGAGCAGCGGCGGAGAGGAGCUAUGGUGGUAG